AUGACGAAUUUCAGAAUCACUGUCACCUCAGACACCAUCUGCCCGUGGUGCUAUGUCGGCCGCAAGCAGCUCAUCGCCGCAGAAACCCUCUACCAUGAGUUGCACCCAUCCUCCGGCGACACGUUCAGUGUAAACUACAUGCCGUACAUGCUGUUGCCUGACUGGCCACGUGGUCCUGCUGGAGCGCAAGACAAGCAGGAGGCCUACAUUCAGAGAUUUGGCCCUGAGCGCGUCAAAAUGAUGCACCAGCGCCUCAGGGUUGUGGGAAAAGAGACGGGCAUCGACUUCAAAUUUGGUGGACGCACGGGAAAUACACGCGACUCGCAUCGGCUGGUGUGGUUGGCCAAGAAAUACAGCCCCGAGAUUGAGAGUAAGACAAUUGACGAAUUAUUCAAGUCAUACUUUGAGAAAGAAGGGGAUAUUACUGAUCUGGAGACCUUGCGAGCAAUCGCAUCCACGGUCGGAAUUCCCGACGCGGAUUUCCAGAAAGCGAUAGUGGACAGCGAUGAGUGCGGCAAGGAGGUAGAUCGAGCGAUAUUGCAUGUUCAGAUGAAAGGAGUUAGUAGUGUACCAAACUAUCUUGUGCAGGGCAAGUACCAAUUGGACGGUGCGAGAGACCCUAAGACAUUUGUGGGCAUAUUCGAGAAGAUUAAGGAAUUGGAGUCUAAAAGUGUAGGAUGA
Molecule: messenger RNA, 681 nt
Organism: Talaromyces marneffei
Lineage: Eukaryota; Fungi; Ascomycota; Eurotiomycetes; Eurotiales; Trichocomaceae
Exons: 1
Coding region: 1-681 (226 amino acids)
Molecular function (GO): oxidoreductase activity
Source: RefSeq, a predicted model, not a curated record